GGCGAACAUCGUAUAAACAUGAUUCUGUCCGAUUCUAAGACCAUGUGAAGCAUCAUCGAACUUCAGAUACUUUCAGAAACUUCCAGUAUUUUAUAUUUGAGCUGAACUUAGUGCUCCAAAAUGAUAGCGCUUAUCGCUGACGUAACACACCUUGAGGCUUCAGUAACUCGUCAUUAUUUAUACUGUUCAUAUUGUUUGUAAGUCGCCGAAUCAUGCUUAUUAUCUAUUUGUUAAUCGCACUGGAUGUGCUUUCAUUCGUAACGAAUUUGGCCAUACAAACCAAACAUGUUUUACUGUUAGGAGGAUCAUUCUUUGCUAUUGGACUUCUGGGCUCUCUAUCAUCUUUACUUUCAGUUGUUUGGAGACCUAUAGCGGUCAAUUUCUUAUGAUGACAGCGAGUAAAAAUUAAUGUUUGCUUAGGGCCAUUUGAGCGACCAGAAAAAUAAGCAAGAUGUUAUUAUUUGGUGCCUGCUGUUAUCCCUUUUCGGAAAUAUACUUGCAUGGGCAUCUCCUUCGAUGUGGCUGUAUUCUACUGCAAAGGUGAUAUGUGUCGCUAACACCGCAGUACAGACUCUUUUGAAGACUACAGUGACAGAUCUCUGUGCAAGCGAUGAAGAAAGUUCGAAAGUAUUCAACAAACUGGGAGCUUUUAACUCCAUAGCCUUUCUAUUCGGGAUAGUUCUAGGCAGUCAUAUUGCAGAUUACGAAAGAGGAAUUGAUUAUGCAUAUCUGUUAAUCAUUUCGAAUAUAGUUGUUUCCAUAGGAUUGGUGAAAACGUUGCCAAGGGUAGACAGUAAAGGAACCAAACAUGACGAUAAAGAUGUUGGCUUAAUUGAAGGAGCGUUAAAAGAAGUACAAUCUGUCUAUAUAGAUCUGAAGAAGCUUGUCGUAUCUCCUAGAUACUGGGACAUCUUUACCAUCCACCUCCUCAUCGAAUGCGGAUUUUUCAUGUACUAUAACAGCUCAGGACUUACACUCAGGACUCAGCACAACAUGUCAGAAAAGUACAUCGGCUACUUGAUAACUCUUAUUAUGGUAGUAUCGGUCGGAUGUCGGUUGGUUAUGAGUAAGAUGAAGUCAAAAUUUUACCCAACAGAUCUCGGAUAUUUGAUGCUGUGGCAUUCCACCUUAGCAGAAGCACUCGCCUACCUAACUCUUGCUUUGACGUCUUCGUUAGCAGUGUUUGUAUUGGCGAUGGCAGCAGUUUCAUGUGCAAAGACCUUCAUUGACACUGCUUUGAAUAAUCUGCUAUUGUCCAGGACAGAGGCUUCGGAGAAAGGGAUUGUAAUAAGUUCAUUUGAUAACGUAGUUUCAGUGGGCCAAGUGCUUGGUCCAUUGUUAGCUGGAACAGUUUCCGAAAUAUUCGGUAUACGAAGCAGUUACAUUGUUGGGGCUGUAUUCAUGUUUGUAGGAAGCCAGAUAGCGAAUACCCAACGAACAAGAUAAUGCACAGUUGAAUAUUUUUCAUUGUGACUCCUCAGGUCUUUAUACGUUUAAAUAAAGUUUUUAUAUCCGAAUUUGGUUUUUAUUUUUCAUCAUCAAC
This is a messenger RNA of Acanthoscelides obtectus, 1543 nucleotides long. Lineage: Eukaryota; Metazoa; Arthropoda; Insecta; Coleoptera; Chrysomelidae. The record is from the annotation of a GenBank genome assembly.